AUGGAGCUUUUGGAUAAGAAGAGAUUGGGUGAGGUGGAGCCGGCUGUCGCGUUCGAGGAUGCAGAGCUGCGCAAAUUCCGCAAAGAAAGUGUGGUUGCGAAUUAUAUCGGAGACGAGCAUUCGGCGGUUGACUAUUUCCAGGUGACGAACAACUUUGUGAAACGAGGUGAGAAUCUGGGUGCGCAGACCGGUCGGGUGUGCAAGGCGAUGGCGGGUACGGAGAUGUUAGAGAUGCGGCGUGAGGGCAAAGGGUGGAUUGUGGAGACAAACCGGGGGCGUGUGCGAGCUCGUUUCGUGGUGGUGUCCUCCUGCGGGUACUCAUUGUUAACAGCGCACCGUCUGGGCUACGGCCACCACCUGUCGUGUCUGCCGGUGGCUGGUUCCUUCUAUUUCGGGCCCAAAGUGCUGCGGGGCAAGGUUUACUGCGUCCAAAAUCCGUUGUUACCUUUCGCCGCCGUUCACGGCGACCCAGAUCUAGUAGCCGGAGGAAAAACGCGAUUCGGGCCCACUGCGCUGCCACUACCGCUGCUCGAACGUUACCAAUGGCACACCUUCCCCGACUUCCUCAAAACGCUACGCGUUUCACCCGGUCUGCUCCAAGUUUACUGGGGCAUGUUCAAAAACUCGACCAUGAGAAACUACCUCUUCAAAAACCUCCUCUUCGAAAUACCACAUCUUAACACGCGCCUCUUCCUCAAGUCCAUCAACAAAAUCGUGCCCUCUCUCACCGUCGACCAACUCUCCUACGCGCAAGGCUUCGGUGGCGUCCGCCCUCAAGUAAUCGAUAAAAAUCAAAAGAAGCUUCUUCUUGGUGAAGGCAAAAUCGACCCUGAAGACGCACCCAUUAUCUUCAACAUCACUCCCUCCCCCGGCGGAACUACCUGCCUUGGAACCGCGGAAACUGACGUCAAGAAAAUCACCAAGUGGCUGGGCUGUAAUUACAACCAAACAAAAUUCAAACACCUCCUGCUUGAUGGCCUCUACCCCGAAGAAAAGUAG
Molecule: messenger RNA, 999 nt
Organism: Gregarina niphandrodes
Lineage: Eukaryota; Apicomplexa; Conoidasida; Eugregarinorida; Gregarinidae
Product: putative malate:quinone oxidoreductase
Exons: 1
Coding region: 1-999 (332 amino acids)
Cellular component (GO): cytoplasm
Molecular function (GO): (S)-2-hydroxyglutarate dehydrogenase activity; (S)-2-hydroxy-acid oxidase activity
Source: RefSeq, a predicted model, not a curated record